Molecule: messenger RNA, 243 nt
Organism: Tricharina praecox
Lineage: Eukaryota; Fungi; Ascomycota; Pezizomycetes; Pezizales; Pyronemataceae
Exons: 2
Coding region: 1-243 (80 amino acids)
Source: RefSeq, a predicted model, not a curated record
AUGAAGCUCUCCCUCGUCCCCCUCCUCGCUCUCCUCGCCACCAGCGCCUCUGCGGGUCCCGCCGCCUACGGCGUAUGCCAGGCCGGCUGUGCGUGCGUCGUCAUGGCCUGCUACGCGGCCGGCGGAGCCACUUGGGGCGCUACACUAGCACUUACCGCUCCCGCUACCAUCAUUGGCUGUAACGGGGCCUACGCUACUUGCCAGUCGGCUUGUGCGCUGGUCGUGUUCGCUCCGACUCUUUGA